Gloeophyllum trabeum ATCC 11539 is the source of this 779-nucleotide messenger RNA. RefSeq lists its product as uncharacterized. NCBI's taxonomy places the organism in Eukaryota, Fungi, Basidiomycota, Agaricomycetes, Gloeophyllales, Gloeophyllaceae. The coding region runs from base 41 to 658 and encodes 205 amino acids. The transcript is spliced from 7 exons. The record is from RefSeq and is a predicted model, not a curated record.
GGGCCGUGGUGUGAUCUCUAUCCCCGUCCAUCUCCUCGAGAUGAGACUGUUACUGAUUGCCCUCUCCCUCGCUGUGCUGCAGGUAGCACUCGCAGCGCCAGUACGCAGGGCCCUACCCACCCCGGUAUCAGCAUCAACAGCACGGACGUACUUGUCUGAGCUGACUGUGGCGACGCCCUCGAACUCGCCGGCGUACGCAAGGACCGAGUUUAAGACGUGGGAUACCAUCUCUGGAACGUGUGACACUCGCGAGACGGUUCUCAAGCGGGACGGGACGAACGUCGAGACAGACAGCGCUUGCAAAGCAACGUCUGGGAACUGGGUUUCGCCGUACGAUAACGUGGCCACCACCCUUGCGAGCGAUCUUGACAUCGAUCAUCUGGUACCAUUGAAAGAGGCGUGGAUCUCCGGAGCUCGGGACUGGACCGACGCACAACGCGAAGCGUUCGCCAACGACCUCACGCGCCCUCAGCUGCUAGCAGUGACGGAUAACCUCAACGAAUCCAAAGGCGACAAAGACGUAGCGCAGUGGAUGCCGCCUCUCGAGAGCUACCACUGCACAUAUGUUCGCGCCUGGGUUACUGUCAAGCAUUAUUAUGACCUUACGAUCGACUCCGAUGAGAAGACUGCGUUGCAAAAAUACCUGGCAGAUUGUUGAUGGCGAUGCAAUGUAGCAAACACGUGUAGAGGCACAUACCAGAUGUACCUUCACCGCAAAUGUCAGUUUGAACAAGACCCCGUGGUUUUGAUACCCAGCUCACCGAGGAAGAGGUAUCGAC